Messenger RNA from [Candida] anglica, 995 nucleotides. Lineage: Eukaryota; Fungi; Ascomycota; Pichiomycetes; Serinales; Debaryomycetaceae. The record is from the annotation of a GenBank genome assembly.
AUAGGUAUUAGAUUUCAUAUAUCUAAGAGAUUAUUAAUUUGUUUUGUUUUAAACUCUAUACAAUUAUAAGGAAAGGAAAACUUCCACAUACAUAACUGUCUUUUUUUUUUCUCAUUGAAACGAAUUACUUUUUUUAUUUGCAAAACAACACAUCAAUUGUCAUAAGGAUCUCAAUAUGAACUCUACAGUUGCAUCUGAAUACUCGUCAGAAAUCCAUUCUGUCCCAAUUGAACACAGAUUUAACCCAUAUAGUGAUAAUGGUGGUACCGUAUUGGGGAUUGCUGGUGAAGAUUUUGCAGUUCUUGCUGGUGAUACUCGUCAAGUGGUGGGGUACUCCAUUAACUCUCGUUAUGAACCAAAAGUGUUCAAUGUUGGAGAUGAUAUAGUCAUGACUGCCAAUGGAUUUGCUGCAGAUGGUGUAGCUCUCAUAGAUAAGUUCAAGAACCAAUUGAAGUGGUACAAGUUCAACAAUGGAGGUAAGAAAUUGAGUAUUAGAAGUGCUGCUAGAUAUAUCCAACAUUUACUUUACGGUAAAAGAUUUUUCCCAUACUAUGUCAGUACCUUGAUUGCUGGUUUGGAUGACGAAGGUAAAGGUGCUGUGUACUCCUACGAUCCAGUGGGAUCCUAUGAAAGAGAACAAUGUAGAGCCGGAGGUGCUGCUGCUUCAUUGAUCAUGCCAUUUUUGGAUAACCAAGUAAAUUUCAAAAAUCAAUAUCAACCAGGUUCAAAUGGUACCAAAAAGAGGGAAUUAAGAUAUUUAAGUUUGGAUGAAGUCUUACAAUUAGUUAAAGAUGCAUUUUCUUCUGCUACUGAAAGACAUAUUCAAGUUGGGGAUGGAUUAGAAAUUUUGAUUGUUACAAAGGAAGGAAUUAGAACUGAGUACUUCCCAUUAAAGAGAGAUUAGAAUGAUAUCAUAUAUGUAUAUCUAUAUUGUAUGUAAUGUCAAUUAAACUCUAAAUAUAAAAACAAAGAUAUAAUUUUACAAAAUAAUAGAU